Phytophthora nicotianae INRA-310 is the source of this 2490-nucleotide messenger RNA. Its product is annotated as TKL protein kinase. Lineage: Eukaryota; Oomycota; Peronosporomycetes; Peronosporales; Peronosporaceae. Gene Ontology annotation, molecular function: ATP binding; protein kinase activity. The record is from RefSeq and is a predicted model, not a curated record. The coding region runs from base 1 to 2490 and encodes 829 amino acids. The transcript has a single exon. Gene Ontology annotation, biological process: protein phosphorylation; intracellular signal transduction.
AUGACUGCUACGGCAACAAGGGGGUAUACGGUCCGGUUUCUUGAUGACUCGGCCGGAAAUGAUUCGGCGGUGAUAUCUAGUGGGUCUGGUGACCUGGAGUCUUUGGAAAGUGGGGCUCAACGCAUGCGGGUGACGUUGGUAUUCAUCCUGUCAGGAUUUGUAACCAUUUGGCUGCUGUGUGUGGGAUUGAUCUGGCACUUGAGAGUGAAUCGAGCAGGGGCUUUCAAAGGGGACGCAGUAGCAGCGAGAAAGGUGAUUCUACCAGCAUAUGAGCCUGUACUGUUCGUGUUGGCCGGUAUAAAUGGCGUUUAUAUCUUCUUCCUGGUGGUGACGCUCGCAAUAGACUAUUACGACGUCUUUGUUUCCCCUCUCAUACUCGAAUCGUUUUACUCCGGCAAUCAGUUCAUGUUCGUGAUCGUUCUGGUACUCAUGUUCGAGAAAAGCCUGUCAUCCCCUGCCGUCAAGCGAGCCGUAGUAUUGUCGUUUGUUCUAUCGUAUUACACGAUCCUGUAUGUCUGGGUGGUGACGAAAUUCGGUCGUCCAAACCAACAAAAGGCUUUUACAACUGGUCUCCAAUGUGUCCGCAGCCUGCUAAUGCUACCAUUUGUGUACGCAUUUAUCCAUCCCCCAAAUCGAGCCACCAAGCGCAUUAUUCGGGAAUUGUGUUUUGUUACCAUUGUGCAUUUCCUCCUCACAGUACUGCUCAUGAUACUUAUCAUGGAUCCAAAGACUGCCAAUGCAAGCCGCUAUGUCGUUUAUGUGUUGCUGUCGUGGGUUGCGUUUUGUCCACUGGUUGUUUGGCGCGUAUUGAAAGCGGACACUGAGUAUUGGCGAGGAGUCGGACAGCGAGGAAAUGCUUUGCAAGAGUAUUUUUCUCGUGAGAAUAGAUUCUGUAAGCAUAUCUCCUCAGAAGGUUUGCACGUACUCAUCGAGAUGAAUCGAAAGUGCAUAAUCGAUUUCGCUUAUCUGGAGCUCGUUCGGCAAAUUGGGGUGGGUUCCAAGUCCACUGUGUUUCAAGGAACUCUAAAGUUGAAAACGCAUGUUGCUGUUAAAGCAUAUACACCCACAAAUUGCUCCGAUGAUAUCGUAGCAGCCUUUUCGCACGAAGCGGCCAUGUGCAGUGUCCUGAAUCAUCCUAACAUCGUUCAGUUCCAUGGAAUGUGCGUAGCACCACCUACAAUUUGCCUCGUAUUCCAGCUCUGUCAGGAAAAUUUGGCCGAUACGCUGGCGGAUCAAGUUUGUAUGAAAAAUGUUCAUCCAGCCCGACAGCAAUUACUAAUUAACGUCGGCUAUACCUUAGAUACUGCUCGCGCCGUGGCUUAUCUUCAUAGCUUCUCACCCCCAUUUGUCCACUGCGACAUCAAGCCAACAAGUUUUCUUGUAGAUGCAGAACGUAAUGUAAGAUUGUCGGACUUCGGGGAAGCCAGAUGCAUGGCAAAACUAAGAAAGAGAAUGCCUGCAUCAAAGGCAAAGGUGUCAAUUCUGGAAGAUAAACAAGUUGCGGUUACGAGUGCAACUGAUUCUCCGAUGGGUACGACGUGGACCAUGUACAUCGAGAAGAACUCUGCAGAAUACACUGCGCCCGAGAUAAUUGAGAGGAGUGGUGAGCUCGAUGCUUAUGCUGAAGCGACGGAUGUUUAUGCACUUGGUGUUUUGAUGUGGGAUAUUUUACACCCUGGAGCCAUAAAUUUUCCGCAAGCAAAUCAAGAGCAUGCACAAUUAUUUACAGAAGUUCUCAAUGGUGCACGUCCUAGGCUGGAUCAGAAGACCCCUCCGAAAUUACGCGGUAUAAUUGAGCGCUCCUGGGCCCGUGAUCCUAACCUUCGUCCGUCGGCAAAACAAAUUGUCGCGGCACUGGAAAAUGUCCAGGAAGAGUUAUGCGCGCCACUGGUACUCGACCUAACGAGUGAUCUGUGUGAGUAUUCUUCAGUCGUAAGUGAAUCCAGCACUGGAUCAGCAAGAGCUCAUCACACCUGUCCCGGGGCACUCUUGGUAGAUCGAUUAAUCGACCGGCGGUUCGUAAGCUGCCCGGCUGAGGCCAUACGUAUGGGCAAUGCAUUGAUGGACUCUGGUUUCCUUCACCAUGUUGGUCACUCGAGGGGGUUUGAAAAUUGUGCGACUGCGAGAUACUAUUUUGCCUUCGAUGAACCACUACCGAGUCACCUUGAGAGAUCACUCGAACAAAGCAGCUCACUAAACGCAAGUGAGUUAAGUAUUCCAAUGCUGACUUGGGUCUCCAAUGAUGGUCAUCCUAAAGGUUCUUUCAGUUUCGUUCGAACUCGCGAAGAUGCCACUUGCCGAUGCCGACAACUAGGACAACGUCUUGUCCGCAGCAGAUCUUCCCGAUUUCGGCGACGAAAACAGUAUCAAACUGCACCAGAGGCGAUGGUCAACAUCUUGACGGCCGCUUUGUUGGUGGAUGAGCCGUCAAACUCGAACGACUACAACGAUCCAGACGUGCAUUCUGGAACGGCCACAAACAUGGCCUAG